CCGGCCCACGGGGGGGGGGGGGGGGGGGGGGGGGGCGGCGGGUGUUUUCCACCGCGAGCGGCAGCGUUUCCUGUGUUGCAAGCUGGUAAUUCCCGAGAAUCCAGAGGCGGGCGAUGCUGCCGGGGGCCCUCGCCCUCCCCAGGGCCGUGUGGGCCCCUCCUCGCCUGCCUCUGCCCGCCCCGGGGCUGCGAGCGGGGGCCAGCGGGCGUGUGUCCCCCCCCAAGUUGCGGGGACCCCCCCGAGCUGCCGCAGGGCACUGGCACCCGUGGGUGCAGCCUGGGGGAAUGUGGAUCCCCCGCCGGUGGGUCCUGCCCGGCCUCCCAGUUCAAUGGCGCUGCUGGACCCCAGUUUGCGACUGGAUCCCCAUGCAGCCCCCCCAUGCAGCCCCCCCGGGGGUGGGGCUUUGCGCAGAAGGGGCGGAGCUUUGCGCAGAAGGGGCGUGGCCUGGCAGAGGGGGCGGGCCCGGCUCCACGUGGGCGCCUAUAAAGGCGGCGGCCGAGGCGGCGGGGCUCAGUCGAGGCUCGUCCCCGGCGCCCGCCGCGUCCCCGGCGCCCGCCAUGCCGCAGAGCCUGCGCCUGCCCGCCCGGGCGGCCCUGCUGGGGCGCUGCCUGCCCGAGCCGGGCCCCCCCCGCGCCGCCCCCGCCGCCGCCGCCCGCCGCCCCCGCGGCCUGGCCGAGAUGCCGGGGCCCAGCGCCGCCGCCUUCGCCUACCAGCUGCUCUGCCGCGGGGGCCUCCGGCGUCUCCACGAGCUGCAGGUGGAGGGCCGGGCGCGCUACGGGCCGGUGUGGAAGGCCAGCUUCGGGCCGCUGCUCACGGUGCACGUGGCCGAGGCGGCGCUGGUGGAGCAGGUGCUGCGGCAGGAGGGGCCCCGGCCCGUGCGCUCCCACCUCUCCUCCUGGAAGGACUACCGGGCCUGCCGGGGCCACGCGUGCGGGCUGCUCACCGCGGAGGGCGAGGAGUGGCAGCGCAUGCGCAGCCUCCUGGGCCGGCACCUGCUGCGGCCGCGGGCAGCCGAGGCCUACGCGGGAGCCCUGGACGCCGUCGUGGCCGACCUGCUGCAGCGCCUGCAGCGCCAGCGCGACCGCCACCCCCAGCACCUCAUCCCCGACGUCGCCGCCGAGUUCUACAAGUUCGGCCUGGAAGGCAUCUCCUCCGUCCUCUUCGGCUCGCGCCUGGGCUGCCUGGAGCAGGAGGUGCCGCGGGACACGGAGACCUUCAUCCGCUCCAUCAACACCAUGUUCGUGAUGACGCUGCUCACCAUGGCCAUGCCGCGCGCGCUGCACCGCCUCUUCCCCGGGCCCUGGCGGACCUUCUGCGAGGCCUGGGACUACCUGUUCGCCUUCGCCAAGGGCCACGUGGACCGGCGCGUGGCGGAGGCGGCCGAGCGGCUCUCGCGGGGCGACGCCGUCCAGGGCAACUACCUCACCUACCACCUGGCCCGGGAGAAGGUGCCCAUGAAGGUCAUCUACGGCAACGUCACCGAGCUGCUGCUGGCCGGCGUGGACACGAUCUCCAGCACCCUGUCGUGGAGCCUCUACGAGCUGGCGCGGCACCCCGGGGUGCAGGCGGAGCUGCACCGGGAGGUCGCGGCGGCGCUGGGCGACGGCGGUGCCCCGGCCGCCCGGCUCGCCCGCAUGCCGCUGCUCAAGGCCGUGGUGAAGGAGACGCUCAGGUUGUACCCCGUCAUCCCCGCGAACGCCCGCGUCAUCUCCGACCGCGACAUCCGCGUGGGCGACUACGUGAUCCCCCGCAAGACCCUCAUCACGCUGUGCCACUACGCCACGUCCCGCGACGGGCGGCUCUUCCCGGCGCCCGACGCCUUCCGCCCCGAGCGCUGGCUGCAGCGCCAGCCCGCCCGCCACCCCUUCGCCUCCGUGCCCUUCGGCGUCGGCAAGCGCAGCUGCGUCGGCCGCCGCCUCGCCGAGCUCGAGAUCCACCUGGCGCUGGCGCAGAUCCUGCAGCGCUUCGAGGUGCAGCCCGAGCCCGGCGGGCGCCCGGUGAAGCCCAUGACGCGGACGCUGCUGGUGCCCGAGACGGACAUCAACCUGCGGUUCCUGAGCCGCUGAGCGGGGCCGCGGCCGCCCCCCCUAUUUAACCCCCCCCCCCGGCCCUAUUUAUUGCCCCGAAGGGGAGCCCGCAGGCGGCAGCGGGGAUAUUUAAAGGUUUAUUUAUUGCUCGGCGGAUAAUAAACGGGUUUGUACGGAU
Dromaius novaehollandiae (emu) is the source of this 2205-nucleotide messenger RNA. Its product is annotated as 25-hydroxyvitamin D-1 alpha hydroxylase, mitochondrial. The record is from RefSeq and is a predicted model, not a curated record. Gene Ontology annotation, molecular function: monooxygenase activity; oxidoreductase activity, acting on paired donors, with incorporation or reduction of molecular oxygen; heme binding. The transcript is spliced from 9 exons. Bases 114 to 2066 code for a protein of 650 amino acids. Gene Ontology annotation, cellular component: mitochondrial inner membrane. Lineage: Eukaryota; Metazoa; Chordata; Aves; Casuariiformes; Dromaiidae. Gene Ontology annotation, biological process: cellular response to peptide hormone stimulus; cholesterol metabolic process; glucocorticoid biosynthetic process.